Molecule: messenger RNA, 1351 nt
Organism: Lycium ferocissimum
Lineage: Eukaryota; Viridiplantae; Streptophyta; Magnoliopsida; Solanales; Solanaceae
Exons: 7
Coding region: 219-998 (259 amino acids)
Source: RefSeq, a predicted model, not a curated record
AAGCCAUACACGUCAUUAGAGCAGUCUAAUCACAUUUUAAGUAUUUGCUUAACGAUUCACUCAAUCCUUUAAAGAGAUAAUUCUCCAAGUUUUUCCCUCUUUUUCACCCUUGCGCAUCCAAUAAACUCAUUUUUCUCAGCAAAAUUUAGCGCUAAACAGUAAACACUUUCAUAGUUUUCUCAGAGGCAUUUUAUCAAACAGAAAGACGACGUAUUUCGAUGGCUGCAAGUGCGAAUAAUAAUGGCGGCCAAGAAGGAACAAACAAUGGGAAUAGCACCACAACUAACGGCGUUUCGGUUCCUGAUAACUCCGUUAUUGGUCCGACACAAGCGGCGCUUAAGCAUCCAAAUCCAUGCCUUAACGUCGAAUGGACUACCGAAGAACACUCUCUCCUUAAAGAAUUGCUUGACGAAUAUGCAGCUGACAACAAACUGCAUUGUUAUGCUAAAAUUGCGAUGCAGUUAAAAAACAAGUGUGUACGAGAUAUAGUAUUGAGAUGUAGAUGGAUGAGUUUAUGCAUAAUAACUACGUUCAACUGCUCUUUCUCUUUGUUGAAGCAGAAAAAGGAAAACGGGAAGCGAAGAAAAGAAGAUCAUAUUUCGAAGAAAAAUAAAGACAAAAAGGAAAAAGUUACAGAAUCUAUGCCAAAAUCUACUCAUGUUGCUAAUCGCACAAAUGGUCCUCCCUAUGCUCAAGCUGUUAUGUCGAUGGACAGCGAUGAUGGAAUUUCCUACCAAGCCAUUGGUGGUCCCGCUGGACAGCUUCUUGAGCAAAAUGCUCUGGCCUUGGAUCAAAUUUCUGCUAACUUUGCCGCUUUUAAGAUCCAGGAAAACAUCAACCUUUUCUUCCAGGCUCGAAACAAUAUCCUCACCAUCUUAAAUGACUUGAAUGACGCGCCAGAGGUAAUGGAUCAGAUGCCUCCGCUCCCUGUAAAGCUAAAUGAGGAGCUCGCCAACUCAAUCAUUCAGCGACCACCAUCGUUACCAAAUAAAUCAUGAGGUCCUGUUUUGUUCCUGUCUCGGGCUUUCUAGAGAUGCUGCACGUGAGUUUCCUGAAGUUGAGACCCUUUCAAUCGCUUAGAAAGCAUAAUAAACUGGCUCUUCUUGUCAAGUAGUUCAUCCAGGGAAACUUGCACCAAGUUUUUACUGGUUUUGUUCCUUUUACAGCAUUUUGUUUCUGCACUUUGUUUUUUCUGUUAACCUUAUUUGUUAUUUACCAUAUAUUUUGGUCUUCGGUGGAAUAACGUUAGGAAGUCGCUGGUUUUACCAUGUGAAUAUAUUAUGUGUAGGAAGGGUUCUAUUUUCUGUAAAUAAUUUCUUUGAUAAAUGUUAAAUAGAAAAAGUUGACACCA